Molecule: messenger RNA, 3549 nt
Organism: Ustilago hordei
Lineage: Eukaryota; Fungi; Basidiomycota; Ustilaginomycetes; Ustilaginales; Ustilaginaceae
Product: related to transposon-encoded proteins with TYA, reverse transcriptase, integrase domains in various combinations
Exons: 1
Coding region: 1-3549 (1182 amino acids)
Biological process (GO): DNA integration
Molecular function (GO): nucleic acid binding
Source: RefSeq, a predicted model, not a curated record
AUGAUCGACUCCGGUGCCACCACCAACUUCAUAGACUCACGCUUCGCCACUCUGCACUCCUUGCCUCUAACCUCCAAACUGCUCGCCGAGACCCUCUUGCUCGCAGACGGCAAAACCCAAGUCGUCAUCAGUAAGGAAGUGCAGCUGUCGUGCCUCGUUGCAGAGCUCUUCCCAGCUGACAUCACCUUCCAAGUCACCGAUCUUGGCCCAUGUCCCAUCAUCUUGGGGCUACCGUGGUUAAAAGGAGCCAACCCUAGUAUAGAUUGGCAAUCUGGCAACAUCACCAUGCGAAGCCCUCCCCUAACCCCUUCACCGAUGGCUCCAUCUCAGUUGCCGUCACCCACCCUUCCAUCUGCAUCACUUGAUAUUGAUGUUAUCGAUGCUAUUGCCUUUGACCAGUCCCUCCAAUCGGACUGUCUCACCUCGGGUACUCUCUACCCCUCCCCCGUUCAAUCACAGCACUUACUCGCCACCACCACAACAUCCUCUGAUACCACCACAACAUCCUCCGAUACCACCGCAACAUCCUCUGAUACCACCAUGGCUCUCGCUUACGAUGCUGGUCUUCCUGAUAUCAUCCCCCAGGAAUACCACCAGUACCUCGAUGUGUUCAGCAGAGUCAAAGCUGACAAACUUUCGCCCCAUCGCACAUAUGAUCAUCAGAUCCCCCUGGAGGAAGGCAAAUCUCCACCCUUCGGACCCAUCUAUAGCCUCUCAGAACAUGAGCUCAAGACCCUCCGGGAGUACCUGGAAGAGAACCUUGCCAAGGGAUUCAUUUCUCCAUCCGACUCGCUGGCAGCUUCACCCAGCCUCUUUGUUAAAAAGAAGGAUGGUUCCCUCCGCCUCUGUGUCGACUAUCGAGGUCUCAACCGGAUCACCAUCCGUAACCGUUACCCACUACCCCUCAUCGAUGAACUACUUGACCGACUCCGCAAAGCCCGAUUCUUCACCCAUAUAGAUCUGCACGGUGCCUACAACCUCCUUCGCAUUGCCAAGGGUGACGAAUGGAAGACAGCCUUCCAUACCCGAUAUGGCCUCUUUCAGUACAACGUCAUGCCCUUCGGCCUCACCAAUGCUCCUGCCUCCUUCCAACACCUGAUGAACGACACAUUCAAGGAUAUGUUAGACAGGUCCCUCAUCAUCUACCUCGAUGACCUGUUGAUAUACUCCUCUACCCUUGAACAGCAUCAAGGACAUGUCUCUGCUGUCCUGGCACAUCUUUGCCAAGCAGGUCUGUAUGCAAAAGCAGAGAAGUGCCAGUUCUCCACUUCGCAAACCGAGUUCCUAGGGUUUGUGGUCUCGGAUCAAGGUGUCUCCAUGGACCCUAGCAAGACAGAAGUCAUCACCAACUGGCCGGUACCCACGUCAGUACAUGAUGUACAGGUGUUCUUAGGUUUCUGUAACUUCUACAGAAAGUUCAUCCCCCAGUAUUCCCAAAUGGCAUACCCUCUCACACAGUUGUUGCAUAAGGAGGCCCAGAGCACUCCUUUCACCUGGAACCAGGCAGCCCAACAUGCCUUUGAACAGCUUCGCUCUUCCUUCAGCACCGACACCAUCUUGCAUCACUUCGACCCUGCACGGCCAAUCAUUGUCGAAACUGAUGCAUCGGACUUUGCAGUUGCUGCCGUCCUUUCACAGUCAUUUGAUCAAGGCACUAGACACCCCAUCGCAUUCUUUUUGAAGAAGCUUGAUCCGGCACAACUCAAUUAUCCCAUCUUUGAUAAAGAGAUGUUUGCCAUUGUCGCAGCCUUCAAACACUGGCGCCAGUACCUUGAGGGUGCCAAGUUUCCUGUGCAGGUCCUCACCGAUCAUCGCAGUCUCGAGUACUUCACUACUACCAAGCAACUCAACCGUCGGCAAGCUCGUUGGUCAGAACUCCUCUCUGAUUUUGACUUUGUCAUCCAAUACCGCCCUGGUGUACAGGCUGGUCUUCCGGAUGCCCUCACUCGUCGUUCCGACAUGCGACCCAGGGACAAGGGCCCAUCACUGAUGCAGGAGCACAACCCAAACAACUUUCAGGCCCUCCUCAAACCUCAUCAACUCCGACUUGCUGCUACCGGCAUCCUCACAGUAAAGUCGGACAUUACUGACAAAAUCCGGGAGGCCCUUUCCGGCGACUCCUGGACCUCAGCGCUCCUGGAGCAAGCCCACCUUGGAUCCCUAUCACCUGGUUUUGCGAUCGAUUCCAGGAACCUUCUCACCUACCGGGACUCAACCUGCGUACCUGAUGUUGAUGACCUCCGACUCCUAAUUAUUCAAGACCGACACAACUCGCCUUCCGUUGGGCAUCCUGGUCGCAGAAAGACGCUUUCUCUUGUUCGCUGGUCCUUCUUCUGGCCGGGCUUGUCCAAAUUCGUCCACACCUUUGUUGAUUCCUGUGAGACAUGUCGGCGCAUCAAGGCUGCCCGGCACAAGCCUUACGGACACCUCAAAUCCCUCCCAGUUCCCCCUCACCCAUGGUCUUCCAUAUCCAUGGAUCUCAUCGAGCAACUGCCCCCAUCAUCUGGCUUCACUGCCAUCCUCGUUGUGGUUGACCGCCUCACAAAGAUGGCAACCUUUGUUCUGACUACCAACACAUUGGAUGCUCCCGAACUGGCCAAGCUUUUCCUGCGCCAUGUAUACUCGAAACAUGGUCUCCCCACCUCCAUCGUGUCGGACCGAGGCUCCGAGUUCACAUCCCACUUUUGGCGCUCCCUCUCUGCUCUCCUUGGCAUCAGAAACCACUUCUCCUCUGCUUAUCACCCCCAGUCGGAUGGACAGACCGAGCGUGUUAACCAGGUCCUUGAGCAGUACCUUCGUGGGUAUUCAAACCACCUACAGACCAAUUGGAGUGACCUACUUCCAUUGGCCGAGUUUUCUUACAACAAUGCUGAGCAUGCAUCAACUCAACUCACCCCAUUCUUCGCCAACUAUGGGUACCAUCCUCGCUUCAGCUUCGACAACACUGAUCCGGCCUCUUUGCCUCCUUUCCCUGCCACCCGCUCGUAUGCAGAUCAGCUAAAGCAGCUCCAUGAGUAUGUUCGUGGGGAGCUGGAUAAAGCCAACAGACGAUCAGCUGAACAGUUCGAUAAACACCGCCUUCCCUCUCCUCAGUUCCAGCCUGGCGACAGAGUUUGGCUGUCUACCGAUAAUAUCCGCUCCCUCCGCCCCACCAAGAAACUCGACUACCGCCGCCUCGGACCCUUCUCUGUCAGCGAGGUCAUUUCCUCCCAUGCCUACCGCCUCCAGCUUCCCCCAUCAAUGAAGAUCCAUAACGUGUUCCAUGUUGACCGCUUGGAACCCUAUGUCGCCAACACAAUCCCAAAUCGGGUCCAGCCACCACCCCCCCUGGUCGAAGUCGAAAGUGAUUUGGAAUAUGAAGUCGAACAAAUCCUCGAUAGCAAGGUUGAUCAUCGCUACCGCGACCCACUUUUCUACCUUGUCCGCUGGGUCGGAUAUGGGCCUGACCACAACUCCUGGGAACCUGCCUCCAAUCUCACCCAUGCUAGCGACCUGCUUGCUGACUUCCAUACAGCCAACCCCACUCGCCCAUCUCCUACUCAUUGCUAA